AUGAAAUUCACCAACGUCUUCGCCACCCUCGCACUCGCUUUCUCCGCCCGUGCCGUCGUCGUCACUUAUGACAACACCUACGAUAACCCGAACGGCUCGCUCGACAGCGUCGCCUGCUCGAACGGCGCGAACGGGCUAGAGACCCGCUUCGGCUGGGAGACGUUCAACCAGAUUCCCCACUUCCCCUACAUCGGUGGCGGCGCGCCCGUCGCGGGCUGGAACUCGACCAACUGCGGGACGUGCUGGAACCUCGCGUACGCCGGCACGGGCAAGAGUAUCAACGUCGUCCUGAUCGACACCGCGUUCGGGUUCAACAUCGCGCAGGAGGCGCUCGACGACCUCACGGACGGCCAGGCCGUGGCGAAGGGACACUUUGACGUGACCGCUACUCAGGUCUCCGCUGUGUCGUGCGGAUUGCGCGGUCCGAAAUGGUGGGUCUGA
Messenger RNA from Punctularia strigosozonata HHB-11173 SS5, 441 nucleotides. RefSeq names its product Cerato-platanin. The transcript has a single exon. The record is from RefSeq and is a predicted model, not a curated record. Bases 1 to 441 code for a protein of 146 amino acids. NCBI's taxonomy places the organism in Eukaryota, Fungi, Basidiomycota, Agaricomycetes, Corticiales, Punctulariaceae.